AGACCGACAGGGUAUUGCUGGGCGUGGAGGAGGUUGGGGCCAGGUUUUUUGCUCUUUGUGACUUUUUCGUGCCUUUCAGAUGUGACGACUCUCCAUACGCCUUCUCACACGUGACCCGUGACUCAUGGGCCGAGGACUCUGCAUUUGGGACCCCCACCUCCACCUCCCCAAAAUGCAUUUCAUUCCCUUGUUAAUGUGUCAUUGUAGUUGACGCUUUGAGGAUAGGCAGGCUUGGUAGAUAAUAAAACAGUAUUUGGCUUAUGUUUAAUCGCUGUCUCCUCCCACAGCCCGAGAACGCCUUAGCGUCCUUCAAAAAGGAUUUGGUGGUGCUGUUUUUUAUGUGUGUGUGUGUGUGUGUGUGUGUUGUUUUUAAAAAAGUUUUUUUCCAAGGGACCCGGUCAAAGAUUUCAAGCCUUAAAUCUGAUCAACCCAAUCUGGGGCGGCGGCAGCUCAGUCUCUCCUCCUCGCUGUGCCAAUCUGUUUCUGUGGUGGCGGGUGGCGGCUCGGUGUUAAAUUUGGAGACCCCCGUGGGUUUCCCAUGCCGACCUGCAUAUGUCUGCAGGCGCAGGGAAGGGAGCGCCGCAGACCCCCGUUGAGUCCCCGACUGCCAGCAGCAAGUUGCCACAGGCGCACUGGCUCUGCAGCCCCGGGAUCAAGAGAGAACUCGAUGCCACCGCAACGGUAUUGGCGAACCGGCAGGAUGAAAGCGAGCAGUCCAGAAAGCGGCUUAUCGAACAGAGCCGGGAGUUCAAGAAGAACACUCCAGAGGAUUUGCGCAAGCAGGUAGCGCCGCUGCUGAAGAGUUUCCAAGGAGAGAUUGAUGCACUGAGUAAAAGAAGCAAGGAAGCUGAAGCAGCUUUCUUGAAUGUCUACAAAAGAUUGAUUGACGUCCCAGAUCCCGUACCAGCUUUGGAUCUCGGACAGCAACUCCAGCUCAAAGUGCAGCGCCUGCACGAUAUUGAAACAGAGAACCAGAAACUUAGGGAAACUCUGGAAGAAUACAACAAGGAAUUUGCCGAAGUGAAAAAUCAAGAGGUUACGAUAAAAGCACUUAAAGAGAAAAUCCGAGAAUAUGAACAGACACUGAAGAACCAAGCCGAAACCAUAGCUCUUGAGAAGGAACAGAAGUUACAGAAUGACUUUGCAGAAAAAGAGAGAAAGCUGCAGGAGACACAGAUGUCCACCACCUCAAAGCUGGAGGAAGCUGAGCAUAAGGUUCAGAGCCUACAAACAGCCCUGGAAAAAACUCGAACAGAAUUAUUUGACCUGAAAACCAAAUACGAUGAAGAAACUACUGCAAAGGCCGACGAGAUUGAAAUGAUCAUGACGGACCUUGAAAGGGCAAACCAGAGGGCAGAGGUGGCUCAGAGAGAGGCGGAGACUUUAAGGGAACAGCUCUCAUCCGCCAAUCACUCCCUCCAGCUGGCCUCACAGAUCCAGAAGGCACCAGACGUGGAGCAGGCCAUAGAGGUGCUGACCCGCUCCAGCCUAGAAGUUGAGUUGGCCGCCAAGGAGCGGGAGAUCGCACAGCUGGUGGAGGACGUGCAGAGACUCCAGGCCAGCCUCACCAAGCUGCGGGAGAAUUCGGCCAGCCAGAUCUCCCAGCUUGAGCAGCAGCUGAGCGCCAAGAACAGCACGCUCAAACAACUGGAAGAAAAACUCAAAGGCCAGGCUGACUAUGAAGAGGUGAAGAAAGAGCUGAACAUUCUGAAGUCCAUGGAGUUUGCACCGUCCGAGGGCGCUGGGACACAGGAUGCGGCCAAGCCCCUGGAGGUGCUGUUGAUGGAGAAGAACCGCUCGCUGCAGUCCGAGAACGCCGCACUGCGCAUCUCCAACAGCGACCUGAGCGGGUCAGCCAGGAGGAAAGGGAAAGACCAGCCUGAAAGUCGGCGCCCGGGAUCUUUGCCGGCCCCCCCUCCUUCUCAGUUGCCCCGCAACCCGGGGGAGCAGGCUUCCAAUACUAAUGGUACACACCAGUUCUCACCAGCGGGGUUAAGUCAAGACUUUUUCAGCUCAUCCCUGGCAAGCCCCAGCCUACCCCUGGCUUCUACAGGAAAAUUUGCACUAAACUCUCUUCUCCAGCGGCAGCUAAUGCAGUCCUUCUACUCCAAGGCUAUGCAGGAAGCCGGAAGCACAAGCAUGAUUUUUUCAACAGGUCCAUACAGCACAAACUCCAUAUCUUCCCAAAGUCCAUUACAACAAAGCCCAGAUGUCAAUGGCAUGGCCCCAUCCCCCAGCCAGUCAGAAAGUGCUGGGAGCGUCUCCGAGGGCGAGGAGAUGGACACUGCAGAAAUCGCCCGGCAGGUCAAAGAGCAGCUCAUUAAGCACAAUAUCGGACAACGUAUUUUCGGACAUUAUGUGUUGGGACUGUCUCAAGGGUCCGUGAGCGAGAUUCUAGCUCGACCCAAGCCAUGGAAUAAACUGACUGUUCGCGGCAAGGAGCCAUUUCACAAGAUGAAACAGUUCCUCUCCGAUGAGCAGAACAUCCUGGCCCUCCGUAGCAUCCAAGGCAGACAAAGAGAGAAUCCAGGCCAGAGCCUGAACAGACUAUUUCAGGAAGUACCGAAACGAAGAAAUGGGUCUGAAGGUAACAUCACCACCCGGAUCCGAGCCUCGGAGACUGGCUCUGAUGAAGCCAUCAAGUCCAUCCUAGAGCAAGCCAAGCGGGAGCUCCAAGUGCAGAAAACUGCAGAGCCGGCCCAGCCUUCCUCCGCAUCCGGCAGCGGGAACUCCGAUGACGCCAUCCGCUCCAUCCUGCAGCAAGCCCGCCGGGAGAUGGAGGCCCAGCAGGCCGCCCUCGACCCUGCCUUAAAGCAGGCACCGCUGUCCCAGAGUGACAUCACCAUCCUCACCCCCAAGCUUCUGUCCACCUCGCCCAUGCCCACCGUGUCCAGCUACCCGCCUCUCGCCAUCUCCCUGAAGAAGCCCUCCGCAGCUCCUGAGGCUGGUGCCUCUGCUCUGCCGAACCCCCCGGCCCUCAAAAAGGAGGCCCAGGACACCCCCGGGCUGGACCCCCAGGGAGCCGCCGAUUGUGCACAAGGGGUCCUGAGACAGGUGAAAAACGAAGUGGGCCGCAGCGGUGCCUGGAAGGACCACUGGUGGAGCGCGGUGCAGCCAGAGAGAAGAAACGCCGCCUCCUCCGAGGAGGCCAAGGCCGAAGAAACGGGCGGCGGGAAAGAGAAAGGUAGCAGUGGCAGCGGAGGUGGCAGCCAGCCUCGGGCCGAGCGCAGCCAGCUCCAGGGACCCUCGUCAUCAGAGUACUGGAAGGAGUGGCCCAGUGCCGAGUCCCCAUACUCCCAGAGCUCAGAGCUGAGUCUGACCGGGGCCAGCCGCAGCGAGACGCCUCAGAACAGCCCCCUGCCAUCCUCCCCGAUCGUGCCCAUGUCCAAGCCCACCAAGCCCUCGGUCCCCCCGCUGACCCCUGAGCAGUACGAGGUCUACAUGUACCAGGAGGUGGACACCAUCGAGCUCACCCGGCAGGUUAAGGAGAAGCUGGCCAAGAACGGCAUCUGCCAGAGAAUCUUCGGGGAGAAGGUGCUGGGCCUGUCCCAGGGCAGCGUCAGCGACAUGCUGUCCCGACCGAAGCCAUGGAGCAAGCUGACGCAGAAAGGCCGAGAACCCUUCAUCCGGAUGCAGCUCUGGCUGAACGGCGAGCUAGGCCAGGGUGUUCUACCCGUCCAGGGCCAGCAGCAAGGGCCAGUCCUCCACUCUGUGACGUCGCUCCAGGACCCGCUGCAGCAGGGCUGUGUGAGCUCAGAAAGCACUCCAAAGACCUCCGCCAGCUGCAGCCCUGCCCCUGAGUCCCCGAUGAGUUCCAGCGAGUCGGUGAAGAGCCUGACCGAGCUGGUCCAGCAGCCCUGUCCCCCCAUCGAGGCAAGCAAGGACGGCAAACCACCAGAGCCCAGUGACCCGCCAGCAUCCGACUCCCAGCCCGCAACCCCGCUGCCUCUCUCCGGACACUCGGCCCUCAGCAUCCAAGAAUUAGUAGCCAUGUCCCCGGAGCUGGACACCUACGGCAUAACCAAGCGGGUGAAGGAGGUGCUGACGGACAACAACCUCGGCCAGCGCUUAUUUGGGGAGACCAUCUUAGGGCUCACCCAAGGCUCUGUCUCCGACCUCCUUGCCCGCCCCAAACCCUGGCAUAAGCUCAGUCUGAAAGGACGAGAGCCCUUCGUCCGGAUGCAGCUGUGGCUGAACGACCCCAACAAUGUGGAGAAGCUGAUGGACAUGAAACGGAUGGAGAAGAAAGCCUACAUGAAGCGGCGGCACAGCUCAGUCAGUGACAGCCAGCCCUGCGAACCGCCCUCCGUCGGCACCGAGUACAGCCAGGGCGCCAGCCCCCAGCCCCAGCACCAGCUGAAGAAACCCCGGGUGGUGCUGGCUCCAGAGGAGAAGGAGGCGCUGAAACGAGCGUAUCAGCAAAAGCCAUACCCGUCACCAAAAACCAUCGAAGACCUCGCCACCCAGCUCAACCUGAAAACCAGCACCGUCAUCAACUGGUUCCACAACUACAGGUCUCGGAUUCGCAGAGAACUGUUCAUUGAGGAAAUUCAGGCUGGGAGCCAGGGCCAGGCGGGCGCCAGCGACUCACCCUCGGCCCGCAGCGACCCAGUCCGCGGCCUGGACCGCUUCGCGCACUUACCGCCCUGCGGGCCACAGGGCAAAAUCGCCAUAGGCCAAGGUGCAUAUAGAAAACAAAGGAGCAUUAAGCCCAAUCUAUGUCGAGUUUUCAAGGAAGAAAACGGAAAUGUGUGGUCGAGCUUUUUUGUACCCUGA
Messenger RNA from Mandrillus leucophaeus (drill), 4776 nucleotides. RefSeq names its product cut-like homeobox 1 (gene CUX1). Gene Ontology annotation, biological process: regulation of DNA-templated transcription. The record is from RefSeq and is a predicted model, not a curated record. The coding region runs from base 553 to 4776 and encodes 1407 amino acids. The transcript has 25 exons. Gene Ontology annotation, molecular function: DNA binding; DNA-binding transcription factor activity, RNA polymerase II-specific. NCBI's taxonomy places the organism in Eukaryota, Metazoa, Chordata, Mammalia, Primates, Cercopithecidae.